UAAAGAGACAGCUAAAAAUUGGAAGCAUUAGUUAACAUAACAUACUUAAAAGCAGCUAAUGCCUGCUGCACUUCUUAACUACUCCUACAUCAUAUUCAUUUCCCACCUGUACUUUGCAAAAUUAAAUUUAAAUCUCUCCCUUUCAAGAAAUUCUGUACUUGGCUCUGUUUUCUUGCCAAAAAAGUUUGAUUUUUAUCGAGAUCGUUUAGCUGGAAUUUGUAGUUUGAAGAAAGUGAUCAUGGUGAUGUUUACAGGGACAACACAGAAGUGUAAGGCAUGUGAGAAGACUGUGUAUGUGAUGGAUGAGCUCACUGCUGAUAAUAAAGUCUAUCACAAGGCUUGUUUUAGAUGUCACCACUGCAAGGCUACCCUCAAGCUUUUUAAUUAUUCUUCUUUUGAGGGUGUGCUAUACUGCAAGCCUCAUUUUGAUCAACUUUUCAAGAUGACAGGCAGCUUAGAUAAGAGUUUCGAAGGAGCUCCAAAAAUGACAAAAGUUGAUAGAUCUGCAGAGCAGGGCCAGAACAACAAAAGAGUCUUGAGUAUGUUUGGAGGAACUCAGGAAAAAUGUACUGCUUGCAUUAAAACUGUUUACCUUAUCGAAAAGGUGGUGGUUGAUGGCACAGCAUAUCAUAGGGCUUGUUUCAAGUGCAGCCAUGGAGGCUGUGUUAUAAGUCCAUCAAAUUUUGUUGCUCAUGAGCAUCAAAUAUAUUGUAGGCACCAUCACUCGCAGCUCUUCAAGGCAAAGGGAAACUUCAGUCAAUUGGUUAAACAGAAUCAAGUUAAAGAAGUCGUCAAACAGGAUCGAGUUACAGAGUUGACUGACAACACAGCAAUGGCGUAAUGGUGCUGCUAAACCUCCGAAGAUUUGCAGGAUGAUAUCACAUCAAACUGAGCAGCUACACCAGAAUCCUGUGCAAAUGUUGGAAGACCCAAGUAAAGAGUUUUUUUCUGUAUUAAUAAAUAUAGAUAAUUUAUAAUAGGAUAUAUUCAGUGUUAUUUCUAAAUAGGUAAAAGGUUCCUUGUCCUGCAUAUGAUGCUGGUUGAACCUGAAAAUUUGCUGUCAUUUGUUUAUUAAGCUAUGUUUCGUUUGGUAUAUAUCUGGCUGAAGUUGUUAUUGGACA
Messenger RNA from Daucus carota subsp. sativus, 1121 nucleotides. Its product is annotated as LIM domain-containing protein WLIM1. Lineage: Eukaryota; Viridiplantae; Streptophyta; Magnoliopsida; Apiales; Apiaceae. The transcript is spliced from 5 exons. Gene Ontology annotation, biological process: actin filament bundle assembly. The coding region runs from base 59 to 841 and encodes 260 amino acids. The record is from RefSeq and is a predicted model, not a curated record. Gene Ontology annotation, molecular function: actin filament binding. Gene Ontology annotation, cellular component: actin cytoskeleton; plasma membrane.